Molecule: messenger RNA, 12117 nt
Organism: Schistocerca gregaria
Lineage: Eukaryota; Metazoa; Arthropoda; Insecta; Orthoptera; Acrididae
Exons: 12
Coding region: 21-1784 (587 amino acids)
Source: RefSeq, a predicted model, not a curated record
UUCUGGAUGAGCUGAAUGCAAUGCAGUUGGUUCCCUUCGUGGCCACGACGCUGGUCGUGGCGCUAGUGUGGCCCUUGCUAGCUGCCCGUCAAGACGGGUCGUGCAUGUUCCCGUCGCGCUGGCACGGGACGUGGUUCCAGUCAGGGGUGCGCCAGCCCAUCAGCAUAGAGCAAAGCCGCCUCAGCAGCAAGGGCCGCUGCCUGCGCUCCGAUGGCGACAAGUUCGUCGUCGUCGAUGAGAAAGGCUGUUUCCGUUGCGUAGUUAUUCACGAAAAGCACCACAACGUUCUGCAGUACAAGGAGACGUUCUGCCACACUCAAGAGGCGCUGUCGUCGCUGUGCUCGCUGAUCACGGGCGACGCGCUGCUCUACUCCAUGUUCCGCGUCGACGCGACGGCCGAGGCGUGUCCGUUCCGCGGACCGUUCACGUUCACGUACAACCGCGGCUACGGAGAGUGCCGCACGCCCGUCUCCUCCAUAGACUCGUGCACCGACGACUCGCGCCUGCUGCUGCGCUACCAGGCCUGCCCCGACAUCUCCGGCACCGAGAGCACAGUGGAGGAGCUGCAGUGCCUGGCGACGUGGAAGGAGGGCUCGUCGCGCUACCUGGUGGGCAAGGUGCACCACAGCCACGCGAGCUCGAACGAGGAGCGCUACCGCUGCUUCGUGUACGAGAAGACGAGCGCCGCGGGCACGCCGGGCGCUGAGCUGGCCGCCGACGCGGGCCACCACGACGAGGGCGUCGACUACCGCGUGGCGCAGUCGGGCGACGCCACGUGCAACGGGCUCUUCACGCCCCUCGAGGGCUCGCGCACAAUGACGCUCACCAGGGCGUCGUCGCCGGCCAAGUGCAGGUUCCCGUCGUGGCUGACGAGCUCGCACCACUGGCACACGCUCGACUACCGCAGGGCCUACUCCCUCAAGCACCGCAACACCACGCUGCGCAUCGCCAACGUCUCCACUGCUGGGUUCCCGCCGCCCAGCAGCGGUCCGUCGCUGUCCAUGGAGCUGUCGCAGCCGGGACACGAGAUGCGAGUCGUCUGCAGCGAGCUGCGCGCAGUCACGCACGACACGGCGCAGAUCGUCGCUCACUUCACCACCGGAUGCCAGAGCGGCUACAUGUGUAUGCAGUUCUACCGGAGGGACCCUCACGUCAUUGAACUGCAGACAGGAGGCCAUUCUCGGAGGCCAGAGGAUGCUUGCUCUGUGUCUCACUUCAACAAAUCGUCUCUUCCAUACGUCACUCUUGUCACGGCAUUCCCAGAGCAGCGAGCGUGCCCAUACCAGGGAGAGUUCACUGUGACGGGUGUCAAUAGGCUGCGCACCCAGAGGGACCUUCCGGACAGCCCUUGUGAUGGGGAUGACACGGACUUCACCAGCCUUGUAGUUGGUUGCAGUGCGGGGCACACCAUGGAGUUUCGAUCAGAUUGUGAUGACGAAGACUUUGUCUCUACCUAUUCAUGUCAUGGACACUGGGAAGACAAUGGAACAAACUUCCUGAUAACAACACCUCUAAGUCGCACAUCGCAUGGUGCUCGCAGGCUUUGCUUCAUGUACCGUGAGGUGGAUGGAGUUGUUCACUUCUCAUCUAGUGCUGAUAGUUGCACACGUGCUGUUUCACCUGGAAUUGGUGGUUCUUUAGCCUUCAAUGUCACCAGCACAGGAAGGUGUCUUGAAACAAGCUCAGCUCCAUCUACAGUGGUUAUAUCAUUAUCGCUACCCACACUUUUGGCCACAGGUGUUUUUGGAAUUUUUGCUGUAUAUCAGUACUCUGAUGAGAGGUGAUCAAAAAAUAUACAUUUAGUAUUUUAAAUAAUAAGGUGAAGGUUCAGAAAGCUAAGUGACUUAUGUAAGGCAAUUAAAAAUAUGUGGAUGUUUGGAUGUGAUACCCUUCUUUUUUAUGGACAACCUUCUGCUGAACAACAUAGAAAUGUGUAAAAGUGGGUGACAAAUUAUGGCGAGUGAAUAAAUAAGGGCAUUGUACAUGAACUUGAUUACUACUUUUUCAGUGUUAAAACAUAAUUAGCUGUGUAUGGAAGUUGAUAAUAAUUUGUCUGGAGACUAUUUGCUGCUUUUCUCUUCCUGGAACUCAAAAUUUUGUGAUUCUACAGAAUAUAUAAUAUUGUUUGUAUGUAUGUGUGUGUGUGUGUGUGUGUGUGUGUGUGUGUGUGUGUGGUUGGGUGGGUGGGUGGGGGGUGGGGAUAGAGAGAGAGAGAGAGAGAGAGAGAGAGAGAGAGAGAGAGAGAGAGAGAGAGAGAAGGGAAAUGGGUGAGCAAAUAUUGGUGUGGGAAUAAAAGAAAGUGAGGAAUAUGAAUGAGAAGUAAUGCCUUUAACAAAAAAUGAAAUGUAAUGGUCAGCAAAGCUGAUUUUUACAUCAGUUGUGUACAGUGCUGUUUGUCUGAUAGCAUAUAUACACACACACUGCAGCAAUAGUCUAUUGUUAAAUAGUACCAAAUGUAAAUACAAAAGAUUGUAAUUAACAUUAUAAGAUUUGUGUGAGUUAUUUGACCUAUGCUUUGUUGAGCACAUUCCGUAUUUGGAUUUAACAAAAAUGCAGACUUUAAGUGGAAUAAAUCAAUCAUAGAAAGAAUAAUAUAUUUACAAAAAAAAGAUCAGUUAUUUGGGCAUAGCUCUUCUGCUGCAUUACAUAAAAGGUGUGACCUGAAUAACUGAAAAACAAUUGCAAGACUGACAUGAUUUUUGCUUGGGGCAUAUUUUCUAAUAACCCCAGAACAUACUCUUCUAAGAAGGUGAACUUCCUACUAUUUACUGUAUAUGCUUACUGAGAAGAUCACUUUCAAGAUGCUGUCAGGGCCGUAUGUAACCAAACUGUGUCUCAAGUUUGCAAAAACUUUUGUACCUUGCACUGAAAAUAUGUCGUCACAGAAACCAAACAUUCAUUGAAGCAAAAAUCUGUGAACAGUGCUCUAAUAAAAUUUGCUUUGUAAGUUUGAAGUCGUGCCACAUUACAAUUUUCAUUGUACACACUCUGCCAUAUUAAAUGGUAAUUUUUUUUUUAUCUGUGAGUUCUUUCAAUUGUUUUCAUCCCAUUUGUUUUUCAUUAUAGAAUAACACAUUUGUAGACAGAAUAAUGUAUAAUCCAUUAUGUAUUUUAUGAUUUAUGUUCCUUUUGCAUUUUAAAAAGUGCUCUAUGAACAUCAAAACAGAUUCUUUGCCCCAUUGUCAAAAAUAAACCAAAUUCAUUCUGCAACUGUAAUUAUUAUGGAAUUUUUCACAAGCUCUUGACUGUCAGUAAACAGAGUCUGUACAUCCAGCUUUCAUAGCCCUCUCAUAUCAUACUAUUAAGGGGGCAAGCCAUACACAUUUCAUGCUGUAAUGCUGCAUAAAUGUUUUCAUCAAGAUUUAUUGGUCGCAUUUUGUAUAUAGAGAAUUAAUUGUCCUUGGUUGUUGAAUGAGACCAGUUUUAUGCUGACCUCCCACAGGAAUGUUUAGAUCAUGAUGUACAGGUCAUAUCUUGCAUGUAAAGAACUGAUUCUCCUCAGUUGCUUCAUAAUAUGAAACAGAAUCAUUGUGUAACAUCAAGCAACUGGUUUCAGUACUACAUGCAGCUGUGGUUAACAGUAAAAUUAAUUUCCUUUAUGUACUGUAGAUUACAGAUGAUGGUUUCUCAUGUGCAUACCACAGUGCACAAGACAUCUGAGCACCAUUCUUUGCUCUUUUCACCAGAAAUGUAUACAGAACAAUUAUGUCAUUUGUAAUAAGGGAUGAGCUGUGAAUUCAGUGGUUUUUGUAAUGCAAACACCAAGUUUCAGCACUGCUUUCCACCUAUAUUCAAAGUGAUUCUACAAACAUUUUCUUUCCUGAGUGUGCUUAAUUUUAAGAUUUGUUGUAACCAAUGUGUUAGGUACAAUAAGAUAUUCUUUUAUCAGAGUCUGCUGUCAGUAUCUGUCUGAAUGAAAUACAUUGUGAAAUUCAUUGCUGGAAACUAAUAUCCCAUGUUUCUGCAUAGGUAAAUUACCUAUUGUGCCUUGAAACAACACAGCUGUGUGUUUACGAAGCACUGUAAUUAUGUUAUGAAGAAACAGUUUAAAUUUCAUACACUUUCUUCAUGGAUGUAAAACUUUAUCUUUCAAUAAAAGAAGGAGAGUUUGUUUUAUUUUUACUGUACAGCAUUAUACAUGAGAAUGUGUGUCUUUUUAGAUGCAGUAGUAAUAGUAAUUGGAUUCAAAACAUGAAUGUAACUUCCUGAUUGUAAAGUACAAGUGUUGGUUUAAUGCGGAAGGAUCAUGCUGAUAUAAAUGUCCAAUAGUGAUUUCCCAGAAUUCAUUUCAGUGUACAUCAAGUUUGUGUUAUAAAUUGCAAUUACUUGAAUAUUGUGUGGCCAUACAUAUGAAAGACAAUUUUAUGACAAUCAAGCAUGAUAACUGGCUAUAAGACCUAUGCUAGCAGCUAACUCAGAAAGUAACAAACACUGAGGUUUAAUACCAUAUGAAAGAAAUCAUUCUUUCACAAGCUUUUGUAGACUAAAAGUAAUAUAACAUGCCCUUUAGCUGCCCCGUGGCUGCACAUGGGACAGCAGUUGUGAGAAUUUCACUGUGAGGGAUGUGCUGAAUUCUCUAAUUUGCUUUAUUCAAUACAAAUUUAGUGGCAUUACAGAUAAUCCCAUACGCCUGACUCUGAAGUACUCUCCCUGCACUUACUUUGCUUUGUGGCUGCAAUGCCAUGAUGUUUAAGACAGAAUUAGUGAUAGUAAUACUGAAAGCAUAAACUCAUGUGACACACAGGCUGGUGCAAGCAUUUUAAGUUGACACACCAAGUGGUUUGUUUGUUAGGUGUUUAAGCACAGACAGACAACUUAUUUGGCUACCCUUUUGGAGGAAAGAAAUUGGCACAUCUGAUUUUGAGGACAAGAAUGUAUUUUCUACUCAUAGGCAACAUUAUAUUGUGUGAAAUCUACAUGUUUAUAUGUCUACAUUGAACAGAGUGUUUCAUUAACAUUGAGAGGUGGAGCCCAUAUUCAGUUCAAAAAAUUCCUGUGCUGAUAAUUUUUGAAAGCUAAUCUCACUGCGUGAUUUAACUGAAAAUGAGUAAACACAAGCACAAUGAAAUAAAUUAUUGUGCAUAGAAGUAAAGAUAUUUGGAUUACAAUUUUACUAAAAUGUCCUAUCUCAGUUUUACUGCCUCCUUUUUCAAACCCACAUCCCUAGUUUCUUCUGAAACUUCAUUUGAAAUUCAAAUAUGUAGGCUGCUUUAUUAUUGGAGUUAAAUGUCAGUUCAUUGAACAUGGAACAAAACAUAUAGGUUAGCAUUUUAAUAAUCUUUUUCUGUUUAUGUGCAUGAUACUUGUCUUUGUUAUUUGAAGAUAAUAUAGUAUGUUAUGUCAUAUUAUCUGCUUGGUAUGCAGGUUUUGUUGCUAGUACAUUUUGAAUCAGAUUCAUAGAGUAUUCAUGUAUGUAAUACAUGUUUAUUCUGUUUUAAAUUUAUGGUUUUGUAAUAUCUUUGUUGCAGUUCCAUUUAUACAGGCAGUGUUCAACUGCAAACAUUGUACUAUAAAAAUCACCAGUGAUGUUAUGCUGAUGCAAAAUGAAACAGGCAUGAUGGCAAAGACACAUUGCAUUAUAUAGGACACUCUCUCCUUGAUAUCAGCUAUUGUUUUAUUAACUUUACUUUAUAAUCAGAAAACAGCAAAGAAUUUAUGCCAUGGGUGCAACAUUUUACACGGUCAGAGAUUUUGAAUGUAUGCAUAUUAGUAUUCAGAGGUUGGACGAGAAGCUGGAAUAAACUAGAAAAUAUCUAAAUACCUAUUGUUCACAAUAAUAGUUAUGACAAUGAUACAUGGUCACUGAAGCAGAGCUGAUACAUUUGUGUGAAGUCUGCCAUCACCAUUUUCUCAAGUACGGUACCAGAAGACAUGGCAACUGUAGCAAAAUGUUUCAAUGACUUCAGAUGCAAAUUUCUUCAAAAAAAAUUUUGACGCAAUUUAGAUGUUACUCCUUCAUAGAGCAUCAUGUUCCCUGUCAUUACCAGCACAGUUUCUUGACUCUCACUUUAACUAGUGGUACUGAUCACCAAAGUUAAAGAUGUCUCCAGUGAAGUGUAUAGCUAACAUCAUUUGUACUUCUGUCCAAUAUGGGUAAGAGCUCAUGUAUUCCCUAGUAGCUCUGUUGCGGGUGAGGAAAGAAUCAAAAUUUGGUACUUCAGAUACUCCUGGUCUCUAACUUGCCUGCAGCACAUACUUAACCAUCAAAAUGGAGUUGGAUUCAGUAUUUACUGAUAUGUAUAUGCCAUACACUUCCUGUUCACUUCCAUUGUUCAAUUGUCUUAAUUCCAGUCCACUGUCUUCUUCCCCUGUGAUUGCUCAUCCAUGUAUGUUGAAUAUCUUAACUCUUUCCUUUGCUUGCUCCAUUUAUACUGUAUACACACCUGUCACUGCUCUUCACCCCACCUCCACCUCCAACCUCCCUCCAACUUCAGGUCUCUUCUUUUUCUCACAUAUGGGUCCUCAGCUUUGUAUUUGUACAAUGACUUCUGUCUAUCUGUGGUGUUAUAUUUCCAAAUGUCUAUAUGUUUAUUCUUCUGGCAUGGUAUUUUCUUUUAUUAUAUUCUACCUUCCUAUUUCUUCUCUUCAUGACACCUCUCAUUUCCUCCUUAGUAUCUCUGUAAUUUUACAGGCAUGUAAUAUAUCCUGACUAUUUGAUUAACAACAUAGGCCUACUUUUCAUAGCCUUCUGAACUUAUUAUUUCUUUGUUUGUUUUUCCCUGCACCUGAAAUACCCUUGUUACCAAAUUACAUAACAUGCAUUCAUUCCCCCACCCCAUUUAAUCCUUCUGUUUCACAAUGUUCAAAAAAUUGAAAAUAUUGCUUGGUUAUUAAAUGGAUCUGCCAAAGACCAUGACAUUGUUAUCUAUCACUUUUCAUAUUUAAAAUUUGCUUGUUUGAUAUUUGUCUAACUAAAGUGUAAUGGUAUGAGUUGAGGCAGUUUUUUGUCAAGAAAAUACAGCAUUUGAAAAGCAGAUAUAUUAUUGGUUUCAAACAGAUACAUGGAAAUUAUUAGAGCAGUUUCUAUUUAUUGUUUUGGUCUAAAUGUUUAGGUUCUUAAAAUUAUAUAAAUAUAUCUUAAUGCUACAUGUUUGUAAGUAUUGUUGCUCACUUGUACAUAAAUUUAGUCACAAAAAGGCAUUAAGUGCAAUUAUUGCAACUUAUAACCAAAAGAGGCCUUCUUAGCAUAUACAGGCAUUUCUUUUAACUCCCCUUAAUAAAACAAAUGAAGAUGGUGGGGUAGUGCUACAGUCCCAUAAUAUGCAGACUGACAGGGCCAUGCGCUACACAUUGGAAUGCAGAGUGCAGAUUUCGUGAACAUCUUAAUGACAGAAGUUGGCGAAUAGUUGUGAAUGAUAAUGCUAUUUCCAUUGCUGUCAUGAGCAGGUGAAAUUAAUUUAUAAUAAAACUUAUGUUUUAGUUUCAAGCUUCUUUUUAAAUAUGCAGCAAGCAUAAUAUUAAAAAAAUUCAGUCUUAAUAAUUCCUAUACAACUAAAAGUAAACUUUUAAAACAAAAACAUAUCUGAAGAACUGCACUCAUUCACCUUGUUUACAUGCAGUAUAAUGAAAUACAGAGAAUAACAAAAGUUUAAUAGUGUUCAGAUGAUGAAACCUGUGAGUCUUAAACAGAUGUACAUCUUCUUUUUGCACCUUUCUAAUAGCAGUAUAUGGAAAUUGAUUCUUGGGUGAAGCUAAAAUUUUACCAAAACUCUACCUAUAACAACAGUUAUAAGAUUUUUUAACUCAACUUCUAAGGGAAAAAACCUGGUUUGUGCAGUUUUUUAAAUUAGAAACAGCUCUUUGCUUCUCAUUUAUUGGUAGUUGUGUGUGAACAAAUAGCCAGACAGUAACAAAACUAUUAAUGGCAAUAGGUUCAAAUUUGGAUGUUGCAUGCAAGUUUUCUUUGUGUCUGAGAUUAAAUUUAUGAUUUGUGUUGCAUAAAAAUGAUUUUUCCCUAGUUACAGUGUACAAACACAGUCAUAUCUCUCUCCAAUUCCCUAUUUCUUGAAACAAAUACUUACAUUACAAUUUCCUUGAGAGUUGAAAGUCUAACAUCUUUUCCAAAUAUCCAUAUUUGUGUACUCUCUUAACUACAUCUCUCAAGUGCUGCUGAAAUAACUGUCCUUGAGUGUCCUAAAUAUAAAAGCUAGAUCCCCUUUUGUAUAGAGGUUCCUCUAUUUAGUAUAAUGUUCAGAUCCAUUUUUAAAUCAUUCAAGCUCUAAAAUCUAUAAUUUAAUAGUUUUCCAUAAUUCAUUCUUGUGUUCCUUCUCAGUUGAUGUCAAAUCAUGUUGUACUUUUCUUAAAAAAUUUGGUCACAUCUUUCAGUGGGGGUAAUAUUUACCUAAUUACUUCAUUUCUUGCAUUCAAAUAUAUGUAUUCACAAUUGUGAGUCUAUGUUUUACUUGUAUUAGUAAUUUUCUAAAAAUCAGCUACAGUUUGCUGUUUUUGCAAUGAAGGUUGUUUGAAGCUGAAACAUAUUUAAAAUGUUAUUAGAUAUUUAUGGUAUGUCCCAUUAUCUUCUACACUGAAUACUCAUCGCAAUUUAUAAUUAUGUGCCAUAUUAGCAUUUGGACCCAGAUACUUGCAUUCUCUGAUUUUGUGUGUCAAAUUGAAAGGGCAUGGCAUGGCAUCUCAAAGUCAUUCCUAGCUUUGAGUCUCUGUCCAGCAGAUAGUUGCAAUCACUUUCUGAAAGUGAAAUCUUCACUGGUUUUUGUCUAAAUAUAGUGACUUUGACAGAACUGUAGAACAUAAAAACUAUAGUCAUACAUUCUACAUAGGAAAGCAGUAUUUUACUGAGACAUUGCUUUCAUAUUACGACAGCCAGUGGACUUCUUCCUUUGUAUUUCACGAGCACAUUUAAAUGUGGUGCAAUAGAUGCUAACUGCCUUCCCCCUUUUCUCACAUGAAUUGGAAAUCAAGCCAUGUGGCCUACAGAAACAACACUGGCUCAUUCACAUCCUUGCUGUUUAUCAUGCUGAGACCAUCAGAAAAUGAUAGUGAACUCCAUAUCAUCUCAAAUUUUCAUAAUUUUUAGUAGUUAUUGUGUUUCACAUAUUCAUUCUCUUCAGCAACAAUUUAUUGUCAAGAAAUUCAUCUGAUUUAUCAUAUAAUCUGAUUUUAAGGUACUUGAAUGUCAAUGUAAUGGACAGUGAAACUCUAUUUCCCAAUUUUGGUAUACUCUGCAAUAUUAUAUAAUUCCUUUUUUUCUUCUUUUUUUUGAAAAGUGUACAUGAUGACAUUGAUGUCUAGUCACUGAACUUGGAAACAAAGAACAGCUGCAUAUAGGUGAAAUGAUAUUAUAAAUUAUGAUUGUGGUCUUAAGCCAUUCAUUACAAAUUACUAAGGAAAUCACGACACUGACAAAAGUCCUCAUCAUUUUGAUAUUUCACAGCUUCUGCAGCUACAAUAGCACCCUUGGAAGGUCAUGUAUACUGCUGUUGCAAAAUUAAAUUAUCAUCACACACUGAUAAAUGUUUAUCCUAGUAUGACAUAACAGUAAAAUGAGCUAUUUAUGGAAUCACAGUAUUGCUACCACUAAUGUACAAGCAGAAAUAGACAUUUGUGUUUCUUAAAAAUUCAUCCAGCAGUUUUCCAAUGAGUCCUGAUAUCGUAGUAAAGAAACAGUCAUAUUUCAGUCACAAAACUGUGAUAUCCUUCACUUUAUUGAAACAUACUGCAGAAUAUUGUUGUUAUCCAUUCCAUUUAUGUAAAAAGUUAUUUGCUUCCAUUGAAUGACCCUUGAGUGCCUCACUUUCUUUUUUAAAAAAAGAAACUGUGUUCUAAUAAAUAUUAGUGAAUACUAUAACAACAAGCACCACUCAGAUCUUACUCAUAAUUUUUCCAUUCACGUGGUUUAUUGAAACUGUAACAAUCACCAACUUCAAAUUAGUAAUGACCUGUCAGAAGUCCAAGUUCUAUGUUCAGCACUAAAGGAGACACAAGAUUGAGGAAAAAUCAUAUAAAUAGAAGGAGGGAAAAUAAUGUAUAAAAAUAACAGCUUCAUUUCAUUUUCACUGAUUCUAUGCUUCACAGACAUCUGUUGACUUGAAUAUGUCAGUGACAUAAUCUCUAUACUACAUCUGCCAUAUUUCUGAACCUCCCUCCAUUCAUAUUGUCCUAUCAGCUGUGGACAGAGAAACCUUAACGCAAUACUAGAAAAUUCGUUUUUUCUGUCUUCUGUUAAUAUAGUCUAUGCUUCUGUUCCUGGAGUUUUUGGUAUGAUUUUUAGCAGUGUCAUUCUUUUCUGGAUUGAUAUUUUUCAAACACAAACACUUAAUAUUUAUGUCCCAUAGAAUAUUUUAAAAAUUCUCUUGCUAUGGCCCAUUAAGCUUGAGCUUGUAAAGCAAUAUAAAAUUUUUAUCAUUUUACUUUUGGACACUAUGACUCACCUUUGCAGUACGCAAGAAUUUUAUGUACAAAGUUAAGCACAUGUCUGGUGUAAUGCAGAAGGGAUAACACUGCUACUGAGCUACAUAACAAUGCACUGCAUGACAUGGUUUGAUCCAUUGUUAAAGUUAUGUUAUUUGAAACAAUGUAUGUGUGCAUAUAUUUUGUGAGAGAGUUUUGUGGAGACUUUAUCCACAUGAACAAGAUGAAUCAUGCAAAUGCAUCACUAUAGUUGUGCAAAUUAUGAAUGCUUUCUUUACUCUCUAACAUAUUGAUUUAAAUUUCCUUUGAACCCCUAAUGCUUAUAAACAAUAUGUUGUGCAAAUAAUGUUGCUGAAUUGUUCAUAAACUCAAGCCCAUACUCUGUUAUAAUUCAGCAGAAUGAAUAUAUUUUUUGAUGUUGCAGUUUUAAGUGAUGAAAUUGCUUGGCAAUCAGCUUAAAUGGAGAACAGUAAUUUAAGAAAUAUGAUAAAGAUGAUAAGACGUGCACAGAUUUUUAUUCAUACAAGGUAGUAUUGUGCUUGACAAGAUUUAUUUUUUUAAUAGUAGAAGUACCUCAGAAAAUUUGGGCACCUGGUAAUCAGACUUUGAAAUAAAUUAACUGUAAAAUAGAACUGUUUCUACAGUACAUUAUAUGACAAGCAUCUGCACAUUUAAGUCUACUGUUCUAUGUGUCUUCUUGUUAGAAAAGUGAUCCACAUGUACUGCUGUGAAACUCAUAUAAAUAGAGUGCUAUAACAUGAGCAUAGUUACAGCAGAAUUACUUUCAAAUUGUAAUGACUUAUGUUCACAGAUCAGUCUUAAAUUUGUCAACUGAGUCAAAGGACAUGCCACACCAUAUUACACAAUUCACCAUACCUACUGCAAUUUGCAUACAUCAAUGUGAGGCUCCUGUGAUUAUCAGUACUGUAUUUGUUACCACUGCAUAAAGUUAUCUAAUUAAUACUUACGUUUUUCAUACAAUCGUAUGUACUCUUAUUGAAAGAGUAUUAAUAAAUUUUAGUGACUUUAUUUGAUGGAUAAAUAAUCUCCAUAUGAAUAGUAGAAGAGAGUUCUGUAAAAAUAUUGUUGUCUUCUGUCAAAUUCUGUGAUUAUGUUUUAUUUACAUCAUCAUCCCUGUGAAAUGAAAAGAAGAGUAGGAAGAGUAAAACAAAAGCUGAAUGAAUUCAUGGUGGAACAGCCUGCAACUUUUAUAUUUUUCCUGGAAGUUAAAAGGAACAGAGAAAAACUAUGUUUAAAUUGCUCACAAUAAACUGUUACUAAUAAUUUUACUGCUGCACAUUUCUGUUUAGAGACUGAAAACUACUUGCCCAUUUUUAACCUUUAUUCAAUGAUAAAAAUGAUGCAAAAGUAAUCAUCCAUGUGAAAGCCUGUGAAUUACACAAAAAUUUUUGUGGUGUUCUAUUCUACUUAUUUUAAAAACAAAUCUUGAUAUUUGCUAAUAUUGUACAAAUUAACAAUGUAACCACUUCUUGUUUUAAAUCACUUAUGUAAUCCCAGGAGGCUGACUUCUCUUUUCCCAAUAUCAUCAUAAAUACUGAAUCAGAAAUGUGGCAGUUUGUUCUGCAAGAUCACAAAGUCUGUACAUGGGUGAGAAAAAAUAUUUGGUACUGAUGUGUCAUCCGUUAUUGUUAUUGGCACAAAGGAAAGUUUGUCCUACAGUGUACUGAGCAAUAUAUCACUUUAAAAAUAAAGAAAAAUCAUCAAAUAAAGUGGAAUUUUUAAACUCAA